AUGGCGGCAUCGACCGAAAACGACAACCGCCCCAACGGUCUGACCAUCCCCGUCCUUCGCACGGGAUACCAAGUUACCAAAGUACUGUACCUGCACUUGCAACCUGAAAUGGGAGUGUGCUCUGCAAUAACGUAUACAGAGCCGGAGGCAUUCCAGGUGUCGAGUUUCAACGGUCGUCGGUAUCAAUCUUCGUGCCAACCGGGGUCGUCGCACGGGGAGAUCAGUGUAAUGAUUGGCACCGUAGCGCAAUUUGGCCAAUUUCCCAAUCAGUUUGGGCGUUACGGCCACUACAGUCGAUUCUCGACACACCAGCCGCCCAUCAAGCGGCUCCCAUUCCGCAAGCUGAUGCAGGGCUCCAGUCGUUGGGGGAGGCUUGCUGGGAGGGCUGCUAGCCUUGCUGCCGUCAUUUUCGUGGAAAAUCCACACCGUCGAAAAAAGAAAAAGCCGUACUCUUCCCGCGUUGAUAGAGGCUUGUCUUUUGCACAGCGGGCUGCGAGACUGAUGGAGACCGCAGAGCUCACAGUCUACAGACGUGGAUUUCGCCAAACCUCAGCUUGGGUUUUGCUUUUCAAAGUGCGCAGGAUAGUGGCUCUCCUUGCCUCCGAGAUCACUGCAAGCAUACGGCAGUUGUCUCCCACUGAGGGCCUCAUGUCGAAAGCCAUUGUAAGUGGCGACAAAGCCGCCAUCGCCGGAUCAAAAUCAGGCCAGUUAUCGUCUCUACUCCCAUACAUCAAAUCGCAACCUGCUCGGACAUCGGUAUCUCUGCCUGUGCCAGAUAGCAACAAUGAGCGUGGCAUCCAAUAUGAAAAGCCUUUGACACGGUCGGAAAACCAGUGA
Molecule: messenger RNA, 837 nt
Organism: Fimicolochytrium jonesii
Lineage: Eukaryota; Fungi; Chytridiomycota; Chytridiomycetes; Spizellomycetales; Powellomycetaceae
Exons: 5
Coding region: 1-837 (278 amino acids)
Source: RefSeq, a predicted model, not a curated record